Messenger RNA from Coregonus sp. 'balchen', 5196 nucleotides. The record is from the annotation of a GenBank genome assembly. Lineage: Eukaryota; Metazoa; Chordata; Actinopteri; Salmoniformes; Salmonidae.
AUGACCACCUUCGAUGAAAUCCUAGAGGAGGCAGGGAAUUUUGGUCGUUGCCAAAAGCGCAUUUUCGCUCUGCUAUGUAUGGUGUCGUUGCCUUUUUCUGGGGUCUAUGUGGGCAUUGUGUUCCAGGGGUUCACCCCAGAGCAUUGGUGCCGGGACUCAGGGGUGAGUCAGAUCCGGCAGAGCUGUGGCUGGAACCUGAUGGACACUAGAAAGAUCACGGUCCCUCUGGUCAACACCUCAGGAGUGCUGGUCCACAGCCAGUGUGAACAGUAUGACCUGGACUGGAACAAUACGGGUCUGACCUGUGACAACCCAGAGUCUGACCUCACCGACGCCCACCGCAGCAAAGCUCCCAUGACCUCCUGCAAAGAAGGCUGGGAGUAUGACUAUCAAGGCAGGCAGUCCUUUGUGACCGAGGUGAGAAAUGUCCCUUUUUUUUAUUAGACAAUAACUUGUAUUGUUAUGUAACACUAAACAAAUUAAUGUUUUAAGACAUUAAAGGGAUACUUUGGGAUUUUGCCAACGAGGCCUUUUAUCUACUUCCCCAGAGUCAGAUGAACUCAUGGAUAUCAUUUUUAAUGUCUCUGCGUGCAGUUUGAAGGAAGUAGCUAACUAGCGCAAGCCCAAUUGCUAACUGGAAGUCAUAGCACGCUAGCAGAUACCCAUAUACUUCCAGCUAUUGUGCUAACGCUAGUUAGCAUUGGCUCGCAAAACUACCUCUAACUUCCUUCUUACUGGACACAGAGACAUAAAAAUAGCAUCCACAAGUUCAUCUGACUCUGUGGAAGUACUGUAGAUAAUGGGCCUCAUUGCCAAAAUCCCCAAGUAUCUCUUUAAUAUGGCAGUUCAUUAUGAGGUAUUUGUUCAUUUCAGUUUGACCUGGUAUGUAAUGAUGCCUGGGUGGUGGACAUGUACCAGGCUACACUCAAUGUGGGCUUCCUCGUUGGAAGCAUAACGUUUGGAUACCUGGCUGACAGGUAAGUUUACUUCGCAACGCAGAAGAAAGAUUCUUUUUUUCAAUAUUAGAUCCUGUUUUUACAUGAUCUUUUUUUCUUCUUCUUUGAAGGUUCGGCAGAAAAAUGAGCUUCUUGAUGUCCAACCUCUUGAAUGGGGUUGCUGGAAUACUUGUAGCAGUGGCUCCAAACUAUAUAUCCAUGCUUGUAUUUCGCACAAUCUUUGGCUUUGCUGUCAAGGGAGGCUGGAUGUCUGUAUAUGUGCUUAGUAUGAAAAAAAAACCUUUGUCCCACAAAAGUUGAUAUAUUAACUACGGCGUAUAUGAUUUUGAUUAAUAAUUUGCAGCAAAUUUUUAUGGUUUAGUAAAUAGGAAGUUAGUUUAUUUCCUAUGCAACUUUCAACAGAGGAGGAUGGUCAAAUUAUGUUUCAGUAAAACUCUUGCUUGACUUAAGGUUACAUGCUUUACUGUACAGUAUGUGUCUUACCUGCAGUGUUGGGGAAAUAUAGUUGACCAAGUUACCAAUUACUUCACACUGAAAGAAGUUAGCUACACUAAAGCUACCUUUAAGAACAAUAUAGUUGACUUAACUAAAGUUACAUUUUUAAAAAGUAGUUCACUACACCCAAACUACUUUGUGAUAAAUUAUCAUGUCUAAAUCUGAUAUGUCAUAGACUACAAAUUGCAAGAACAGAUCAUUCUGGAGUCAGAUGUUUACAGAAGGUGUACUUUAGCCUAUUAAACACAAAAACUGUUUCAAAUUAGAAUUAGGCAGGUCUGAUGCCGAAAAAAAUCUUUUUUGCCUACUUUACCCAUAUUUUAUUUUUGCACAAAUUGUUGUGUUGUUCCAUUAGUUAGCUACACCGCUACAUGGCAAAAGCAAUUAACUACUGAAAACACUACCAAGAUUUGAAUUGAAUUCAAUGCAGUUAAAUUACUAGUUGAACUACAUGUAGUUCAUUACUCCCCAACACUGCUUACUUGUCUCCUCAGUUACUGAGCUGGUGGGAGUUGAGUACAGGAGGAUGGUGGGCGUGAUUUUCCAGAUGUUCUUCAGUGUGGGCAUUCUCGUUUUGACCCUCAUUGCCUACCUCAUCACUGACUGGCGCUGGCUGCAGGUGGCCUUCACUGUUCCUUACUUCAUAUUUCUAUCUUACUUCUGGUAAGACCCGGAAUCACCUCAGAUAUUAUACAGGCCUGUUGUAGGAUCACCAUGUCCAAUGCCCUGCUAUACUGUAUGUCUGCAUGGUUCUGAAAACCUCAUGUUGCGUCUCACAUUUUGGCUUCCAGGUUGAUCCCAGAGUCUCCAAGAUGGCUUCUCUCUCAGAACAACUCAACCAAAGCUAAGGAGAUCACUGAGGCAAUAGCGAAGGAAAACAAGAAAACCCUCUCCAAGAACAUUGAGGUAAGAAAUGUUUCAGGGGAUCAUACAUAAUUAAAAAGGCACUGCUAAACUAGAUUUGAUGACAACUUCCAUAGCCUAACAUAUUUUACAGACGCUGAGCGAUGACAAUGCAGAGACCUCAACUGCCUCUUUCCUGGAUCUGGUCAGAACUCCAAACAUGAGAAAGCACACCUUCAUCCUCAUGUUCAACUGGUAAGACCCAUGCUGCAAAAAAUUGCUAGACAUCUAUGACCAAUGAUUUAAGCUUAAAUUACAACAGCACUUAAGCUAUAUGUAACGUGGGGGAUUAUACCAUAAAUAAUCUUCCCUGUAGCCGAUACUACUACUUUUUUAUACGUGAGGUCCCCGGGACAGUAUUCAAUAAUCAAGGUUUCGCUUCAGAAUGUUCUGUUUAACUCUGGGCAACAUAAAAUACAUCAUACAUACCAACAACAACCCAGGAGAACAUGCCAAGGGAGAAGGAGAGCGGCACCAAUGGAGACAGGUACUCUUGCCAUAGAACCUUUACUCCCGAUUAAACUUGUCCAUUUGCAAUACACAAUGGUUGCUGCUCCCGUCCUCCAACGGCAUGCCAGCCUUUACAAUUUUUAGGGGAUCCCCUGAAACAUCUUCUUCUUCAGUGGAGUUUAAUGGUGGUUGGCAUCCAUUACUGCCCCCAAUUCAAGUAUAGUAUAAAUCUAUUACACUUUAUGAUACAAAAUGGAAAAGGGGUAAAUAAAAUAAAGAUACAAAUAAAUGUUGAAUUACCCUACCAACUAACCCUAUACUCAUUCAAACAAAUCACCUUAUUCCACUACUUUAACCCUCUCUGAUCCUACCCCAGGCCAACUGCCUGAGAGGACUGGACACUACCACUCAACACACCUUGUAACUCUUCUGAAGUCAAAUCUCAUACCCCCAAUUACUUCUCUGCAGCUGCCACCACAUGUAUUUUAGCUGACUUACGUUUCAUCUCUGCGGUACAGUUGAUAAGCAUUGCUAUGAAUGCUAAGAAGCCAACCUUACUGAAACAUAUAUCACUCAUUGGCCUAUCCCUCUGUUCUUGCACAUAUCUACUAUUGUGAAAAUUCUUACACAGGAAAACUCUAAGUCAAUCUUAAAUUAUUCAUUGUUUAUUGUCAGCGCGCUGGAGAGGUUACAACGAACUUGAUGCACCAUAGUGAACGUCUGUCAGGAGCUCUAAUGGGGCAGUUCCGUUAGUACUCUUAUAUACUGCAGACAAGUUAUAUUUGCAUGAUUUAGCUUAUUCAUCAUUAAUUCAUCAUUAACAUCUGCUUCAUUCAUGUGACCGACCAAUACUGGGUCAUGCAUGUGACAGACCAAUACCUCACGAGGCUUCUUCUCUCUAAGCUGAGACCUUGAAACUGAGAUAUCUUUCGUUCUCAAAACAAGGGUCUGGGCGUACUGCCAAAUUGCAGAUACUGAUAGUGAGGGUUCUUUCAAUCAGUCACUUGCAUGAACACAGAAAACAGUUAUUAGAAAAGCACAAACAUUGAACACAGAAAUGUAUAAAAUAGAAAAGCACCAACAUAACAUUUUCCAUCACACUGCUAUUCACAGAGAUCCUCUCAGAAUAGCCCCUGAAACAAGGGAAAAGCUCAGUUUUUAUACAAAAAGCCACACCCUUAAUUAAAAGGAGGUGCACCUGUGACUGGCAGAGGCAAGAGGGUGCGUUCAAGAACCACAACAAACUUUAACCCGUUACAUAUACAUUUAUGACAGGGUCCCUUUCUCUUCUCGUGGCCUAAUUUGAUGUUGUAUCAUCAUCUUCACAGGUUCACUAGUGCUAUUGUCUACCAGGGUCUUAUCAUGCGUGUGGGAAUCGCAGGAGGAAACGUCUACAUUGACUUCCUGAUCUCUGGCCUGGUAGAGUUCCCUGCUGCCUUCCUAAUCCUCUUCACCAUCGAUCGUAUUGGACGUCGUCUUCCCUUUGCUACGGCCAACAUUGUAGCUGGAGUAUCCUGCUUCAUCACUGCUAUGAUCCCAGAUAGUAAGUGUGCAAUAUCUGAAAGGAAACUUGUUAGAAAAUGGUAGUACCCCGUCUUAUUUAAUGUGCAUAGUACAUACGAUACAGUAAUGUCUCUCUCUCUCUCCUGCAGGUUACUUCUGGGUCAAAACAGUUGUGGCCUGCGUUGGCCGGUUGGGCAUCACCAUGGCAUUUGAGAUGGUGGUGUUUGUGAACACUGAAUUAUACCCCACCUUUGUCAGGUAAGGUUUACCAGGGGUGCACAUCUCAAAAUGUAUAACUAAUAACAAACAUAGCAGGAAACAAAUUAUGGAAAAAAUACUACAACUGUUUCUCUCCUCAGGAACCUGGGCGUGUCAGUGUGCUCCACUCUGUGUGACAUCGGAGGCAUCGUUUCCCCGUUCCUGCUCUACAGACUGGCUACCAUCUGGCUGGAACUGCCACUCAUCAUCUUCGGUACAUGAUUAAAACACUAAUUAACCUGUUAUAAGAUGCUUAUACACCGGAGACCAUUUCUGUCUGAGGAGUCCAUUUCUGUCAGACACUCAAUGUGGUAAUAUGUUUUGUUGUACCCCACAGGGGCGAUAGCGUUCGUAGCUGGAGGUUUAGUCUUGCUGUUGCCUGAGACCAGAGGUGUAACACUUCCUGAGACUAUCGAUGACAUUGAGUUCCCAAACAGGUAUGAUUUUCUUUAUCACUUCAAAUUAAACUAAAUUGCACUGUAGUGUGUUAGAGGAUUUGUUUGGGGAAUAUGGAUUUAUUGUACAUAUUCCAUUGGUGAUCAGACACAAAGAAAAGUGCCUGAAGAGUCAACAGCUGACAAAUCUCUUGCCCACUGACAUGACGACCAACAAAGAAACUACAAUCGUCUGA